Aspergillus pseudonomiae is the source of this 928-nucleotide messenger RNA. RefSeq lists its product as uncharacterized. Lineage: Eukaryota; Fungi; Ascomycota; Eurotiomycetes; Eurotiales; Aspergillaceae. The transcript has 3 exons. The record is from RefSeq and is a predicted model, not a curated record. The coding region runs from base 125 to 856 and encodes 243 amino acids.
GGACAUACUUGGCAGAGUCGGCGAGAACACCUGAUACAUAGGUACCCAAUGAGCCUUGCAGGAGACGCUUGCAUAACAUCCACCCAACCAGACGAGUGAACUAUAAGAGCAAUAGACAGCCAGCAUGUCCAAGCGCUCCCGGAGCAUCUCUAGAUCCUCCUCUGUUGGCCAGCUUCCAGAGACCGGUUCAAGGUCCUCGUCGCCAGCAUCUUCCAUCACUUCUGUUGAACGACCCAGAAAACAUCUAUCCGACACCGCCAAUUCUGGGAUAGAAGUAAUGCAAUGCUCACUGCCGCCGCAUCGGGAGACACUCUCGUUCCCCUCAUAUGAUGACUACGAAGUUCAUUACAAACAAACGCAUGUUAACAGAUGCACAGCGUGUGGGAAGAACUUUCCCACUGACCGUUUCUUGAAUCUACAUAUUGAGGAGAACCAUGAUCCUUUGAUUGCCGCGAAAAAAGACCGGGGAGAAAAGACUUACGGGUGUUUUAUUGAAGAUUGCGAGCGGAAAUGCUCGACGCCGCAGAAACGCAGGAUGCACUUGAUAGAUAAACAUAUGUUUCCCAAGACCUACAAUUUUUACAUAGUGAACGAUGGUAUAGACAAGCAGACCUCUAUGCUGCGACCUGUGAACUCGCAUAGACGUCGAAUUUCGGCAACUCCAACUUCCCCACAGGAAGGUCGGCUUAGACACCGACAAAGCUCUCUAUCUUAUUCUAAACCAGUUCCUGGACAGGACAUAGUCCCUCAGCCACAACCGGGUGAAUCGGAAAUAGCUCAGCUUGAGAGGUCAAUGUCUGCUUUGCGAUUUGUCCCAACGAGCGUUGCAAAAGGCCAUGGUAGACGAUCCAACUGAUGAGAGGGAAUCAUAUAACGAAGCAACGAAUACAGAUGGCUAAAAUAUACGUGCCGAGACUAGUGAGUAUAU